AUGUUCCCGAAAACUUCGCCCCUCCGCCCGAAGGCCAAAACUCAUUUGCCCAGUCUCAAAAAAUCCCCAGCAAAAAAAAAAAAAAAACCGUUUAAUUUCACUUUAUUACCUUUCUUCCCAAAAAAUUUAAAUCUUUCCUUUCAGCCUCCCUCCCACAAAGCCACAACUUUACCGUCCCUCUUCUCUUUUGUUCGUCUUUUCGGUUCAAUAGACUCAGUAUUCCAUCUCUCUCUCUCCGCCGGAAUAUUCCCAUCCACCAAUGGAUGUCCGCCGCAGACCGCCAAAGCCUUCUGGUCCUCCAACCAACUCACUUGACCACCACCACCACCACCAGCAGAACAAGGGUUCCUCCUCCGCAUCCGCCAGAGUCCUGGAUCGGUCCCCUUCACCAACCCCCAAGGCCUCCGAUGCCCUCCCCCUCCCUCUCUACCUAACCAACGGCAUUUUCUUUACCCUCUUCUUCUCCGUCGCCUACUACCUCCUCCACCGCUGGCGUGACAAGAUCCGCAACUCCACCCCUCUCCACGUCCUUACCCUCUCCGACCUCGCCGCCAUUCUCUCUCUCAUCGCCUCCUUCAUUUAUUUGUUAGGUUUUUUCGGUAUUGAUUUUGUUCAAUCCUUCAUUGCCCGCCCAUCUAACGACCACUGGGACGUCGACGUUGAGGACGAAAGAUUCAUCCUCGACGAAGAUCGUCGCCCCCGCCGCCUUCCCUCCGUCGUCUCCGCCACCCCCAUUUCCCCUUCCCCCGCGCCUAAGUUAAUGGAGGGUCCUCCACCCACCACCACCACCCCCCUCGGCAUCAGCCACCCCCCUUGCCCCAAAGAAGAAGAAGCAGACGAGGAGCUCGUCAACUCUGUGGUUUCCGGCGAUUUCCCUUCCUACUCCUUGGAAUCAACUUUAGGAGAUUGUCUCCGAGCGGCCUCCAUUCGCCGAGAGGCGGUGCAGAGGAUUACUGGGAGGUCGCUUUCCGGUAUGCCGUUGGACGGGUUUGAUUAUGACUCUAUUCUGGGGCAGUGUUGCGAGAUGCCUGUUGGAUACGUGCAGAUUCCGGUGGGCAUUGCUGGGCCCCUGUUGCUCAACGGCUGCGAGUACUCGGUGCCAAUGGCCACUACGGAGGGCUGUUUGGUAGCCAGUACCAACAGAGGUUGCAAGGCCAUCUAUGCAUCCGGAGGAGCCACCGGUAUCCUGUUGAGAGAUGGGAUGACCAGAGCCCCUGUUGUCAGGUUCCCCACUGCCAAAAGGGCCACUGACUUGAAGUUCUUCUUGGAGGACCCUCUUAAUUUCGAUACAUUGGCGCUCGUUUUUAACAAGUCAAGCAGAUUUGCUAGGCUUCAGGGUACUCAAUGCUCUAUUGCAGGAAAAAAUCUAUAUAUCAGAUUUAGCUGCAGCACUGGAGAUGCUAUGGGAAUGAACAUGGUGUCUAAAUGUGUUCAGAAUGUUCUGGACUUCCUUCGUAGUGAUUUUAGCGAUAUGGAUGUUAUUGGUAUCUCAGGGAAUUUUUGUUCUGAUAAAAAACCUGCUGCUGUAAAUUGGAUUGAAGGACGCGGAAAGUCGGUUGUUUGUGAGGCAACCAUUAGUGAAGAGGUAGUCAACAAGGUACUGAAAACCACCGUACCAGCACUUGUAGAGCUUAACAUGCUCAAGAACCUUACUGGUUCUGCUGUAGCUGGUGCUCUUGGUGGCUUCAAUGCGCAUGCUGCCAAUAUCGUCUCUGCAGUUUUUAUAGCUACUGGCCAGGAUCCAGCACAAAACAUUGAAAGUUCUCACUGCAUCACUAUGAUGGAGGCUGUCAACAAUGGGAAGGAUCUUCACAUCUCCGUCACAAUGCCUUCCAUUGAGGUUGGUACUGUAGGUGGUGGAACUCAACUUGCUUCUCAGUCGGCAUGCCUCAACUUGCUUGGGGUGAAGGGGGCAAGUAAAGAGUCGCCAGGAUCAAAUGCCAGGUUGCUAGCCACGAUUGUAGCCGGUGCAGUACUUGCCGGGGAGCUAUCACUGAUGUCAGCCAUUGCAGCUGGGCAGCUGGUCAAAAGUCACAUGAAAUACAACAGAUCAAGCAGGGAUGUCACCAAAAUUGCCUCGUAGACAUGAAAAAACGGAGCAAGUUUGUGAGAAGUAGAAGACAGGAGGGAAAAAUGGAGCCCAGAUGAGGGGGGGAGACAAUGAGAUGGUGCUUAGUAGUGGCCCGUGUGUGUGUGUGUGUGUUAUUUUUUUCCUUUUUUUUUUUUUUUUUUUAUGGUUGGGGCGGGGGGAGCGGGAUGGUUGGUGUGGGGGAGAAGAGCUCGUCGCAGCUGUAAAGUAUAGGGAAGCAUGUGCGUGUGGAAGAUGCGAUGCCCAUAUGCCUGCACGUAGACCCUCUCACCCUUUUGUCUCUGUCAGGAGAGGGCCAGAAAGAAGAGGAAACAUUCCCCCUUCCCCUCCCCACCCUCUUCCUCCCGAACAAAAUAUAUAAAAAAAAAGAAAAAGAAAAAAGAGAUCACAUUCAUCAAUUCACCGGGGACGGUUGAAACACCUCCAUCCAUCCAAGUGCUAGCUAGUAGUUGCAUGCCGCUAGUGCUCUCUCCUCUCCUCUCGUCUCGUCUCUGUAAUUAAUUAUUGUCUUGGAAAUGGUUUGAAAGUUUUUUUUUUUUUGGGGGUGUAGUCUUAAAAAGAGACUUUUUACUUUGAUCACAAGAUUUUUGCACAGCUAAAGAGGGCAAAGACGUCUUCCUUCCUAGGAACACUACUACGCUAACAUGGGCAAUACCAGUACUUACUAGUAAGAGAAUGAAUGCACGGCUAUUGCUCUCGGGGCCGAGUCGGGUUUGGGUCGCACGUGUGAAGUAAGAAGAUCAGCAAACAUUUUGGGGGUUGGUGUAAUUGUUGCUCCUUAACAGUUAGUUUGGGGUAAUGUUGGUGGAGGCAGCAUUUUAGUUAGUUGGAAUAGGAAUAGAUACGGUGGUGAUCAUAACAAGAAGAUGAUUUAAUUUGAAGAGAGUAAUAUAUUGAAAGUUUGAAUUGCAAUUAUAGGCAGAGGAAGAUGAGGUGGUGUUUUGUUGGAUGGUUUUUUUUAUUAGGGUGGGUGGGAGCAGGACUACGUCCGCUUCACGAUUUUGAAGAGGGACCGACCAUUUACAUAUCUCAUCGGCGUUAGUAAUUGGUCUGUAUAAUGGAUGACAAAACAAAAGUCACCACCUGCUGACUGCUCUGCCGUGGGUCACGCAUGUAAUUUAUGAUCCCCCGGCCGGCCAUCGGAGAGGCCCAAUUUGCAGACAGAUACAUGUAUAUAUAGUAGUAGUAGUAAUUUACAGAGAGGUCUUUUUUGGCAGAAAAAGAAGCUCAAAAUCAUGCUCUCUCUCUCUCUCUCUCUCCUAUUAUUAUUAAGAGUAAAUAAUAAUAAUAGGAGAGAGAGACAGAGAGAGAGAGUACUAAUAACUACUGAAAAUAUUUUACUCCUCUAAAUAUUAAUGUAGGAGUAAAUAACUACUUACUACGUCGUACUAACUACGGAUACUACUAACUACUCCUACAGAGCGGUAAGACCUACAAAUAUCGAAACUCGACCUUCCUACUACUACUACUGGUGGAAUCCUAUGAAACUCUGAAGUUCGAUCGAAAAUGGGAAGCAGCAGAGGAGGAGGGUGGGGAAGAAGGGUGAGGUCAUUGGUGGGAAACUCCAUGGGAGGUCUAAGCGGACGCGUCAACUUGGCCUCCUGGGCGGUGGCUGGAACCCUAGCUUACUUCCUCUGGAUUAAGCCCUCCCAACAACUCAAGAAAGACCAAGAGGAAAGGGCAGCGCUGGCUGCAGCUUCGGAUCCUUACCGUUACGUCGAGAAACGAAAACCCAUCCCUGAUCCUCAGGAUACUGGAUUGGUAUACGGUAACAAGAAUAGAAGCAAUAAAUCUCCAGAAUAAUUUGCAACAGCCCGCCCCCUCUCCCCCUCACCGCUUUGUUGCGUCAAAAUGGUGGCUGAGCGAAUCUAUAUUGGUGAAAGCGAUGGACAGAGUACUUGGGAUACAGCCAGUUCGAGUAAUUUCUGUAGAUACGAUAACUCGGGAUAGGGAAAUUGAUUAUGUUCAAGACAUGAUGUUAUUGAAGAUGAUGGUCACAGCAUUCCCAUUGUUAACUACUUCGAUUUAGUGGAUUGGGAGAAAAUUUUAAUAUGUUGGCGAUGUCAUGCUGCCUUUUUCCUGCUUUACUAGGAGGUGGAGAUUAGAUAUGUAAGUCAUCAUAGAUGUAAUAUCAAAUAUGGUGGAUUUUGACUUGGCACCCCCCGGUUCUGCAACUUAGUUCUCAGUAGUAAUUGCAAAAAAGUAAAUUUGCGCCACACGCUUCCCUGGUCCAUCUUGUUAUACCUUGUGCAGCGUGGCCUUAUGCUCA
Coffea arabica (coffee) is the source of this 4358-nucleotide messenger RNA. RefSeq names its product 3-hydroxy-3-methylglutaryl coenzyme A reductase 1. Gene Ontology annotation, biological process: sterol biosynthetic process; isoprenoid biosynthetic process; coenzyme A metabolic process. Gene Ontology annotation, cellular component: peroxisomal membrane; endoplasmic reticulum membrane. The record is from RefSeq and is a predicted model, not a curated record. Lineage: Eukaryota; Viridiplantae; Streptophyta; Magnoliopsida; Gentianales; Rubiaceae. Gene Ontology annotation, molecular function: hydroxymethylglutaryl-CoA reductase (NADPH) activity; protein binding.